AUGUCCAACAGCGAGGAUACGCGGAGUACAACGCGGACGGAGGCGGGGCUGCGAGCGAUGACCUCUGCCGAUGUGGUGGCCAGCAUCCUCGAGAGCUUGAUCCCGCCGGAGUGCCGGUCGAGCCAAGCCUGGCUGGCUUCCCUGGCCACCGUCCAUCCGAGCUGGACCCAGCCGGUCUCUCUGGCCCUCCGCCGCCACCCGAUCCUCUCCUCGAUCUCCCAGCUGCUGGGCUUCCAGGAUUCGUUGGUCGAUCAUCUCAUCAGUCCGGACACUCGUCCACCAGGAUCGGAGCAGGUCCGAGCCAAGCCCAAGAUCAGCCCCUCCGCCUGUGCCCUCCGCUCCUUGAUCAUCAACCUCGCCCCAACCCAGCCGACAACUGACUCAUCAACACUUAUCGCCCACAUCGCCUCCCAAGAGAGACUCACUCGCCAGCUCCAACUCUCCAAGGAGAUGUACCUCGACCCGGGCUUCUUCGGCUCGUUGACGAACCUGAGAUCGAUGGACCUGUCGAUGCUCAAGCUCUCGCUCACGAGCUUCCGCUUCCUGCUCGCCAGUCUCGCGUCCUCUUUGACCGAGCUAGGGAUCCAUGAUCUCUGCAUCGUCGGCGCAGAACAAGACACAGUCGCUAUCUUCAAAGCCAUCUUCGAUCUCCCGCGUCUCAACGCGUUGAGGCUCACCGGCCGACUCGCAACCGGCCGCUCCAUCCUCCGCCUGCUCAUCGAUCAGGACAACCAGCUCAGCUUGGCAGGCAGGUCCUUGCAGACCCUUGCUCUUUCCGACCAGGGCCUGACCUCGUCGGGCGGAGCCGCUAUGCUCAUGCCUCACGAUCUGUUACACUGUUGGAAGACGUCUCUCAUACCUUACCCAAGAGACAUCAAUCUCGAGAAUGGUCUGUCGGUUUCGACCGAGAGCGCUGCGCCGACGAGAUAUCCCGAUGAUCGACUCCAGGUCCUGAACUACAGGGUAUCCACCAAUGCUCCCGAAUGGCAUGUCUACGACCAGCCGGAUCUGGUGAAGGAGGCCGCCAAGGCGCUGGGGCUCCGCCUGACGGUCAGCCAUCAUUCCGAUCCCAUCCAACGGAUCAAGUGGAUGUCUCAUUCGCCCUAAUCACUCUUUCCAGUCACCAUGUAUCUCAUCUAUAUAACAUACUCAAAAUCUCUUCCCUGCUGGAAAAUUCUCAUUCUCGCUCAAAUUGUAGCCAAGAUUACUAAUAAUAAUUCCCACUCUCACUCUUGUACCCUUUUUUAAAAAAAAAUCAGUAUGUGCAC
Molecule: messenger RNA, 1268 nt
Organism: Puccinia graminis f. sp. tritici CRL 75-36-700-3
Lineage: Eukaryota; Fungi; Basidiomycota; Pucciniomycetes; Pucciniales; Pucciniaceae
Exons: 2
Coding region: 1-1107 (368 amino acids)
Source: RefSeq, a predicted model, not a curated record